Molecule: messenger RNA, 2406 nt
Organism: Botrytis byssoidea
Lineage: Eukaryota; Fungi; Ascomycota; Leotiomycetes; Helotiales; Sclerotiniaceae
Exons: 3
Coding region: 1-2406 (801 amino acids)
Source: RefSeq, a predicted model, not a curated record
AUGUCGACAGCAAAACCUGUGCGUUCUGCUACGGCAUAUAAUCUGGAGCUCGACGAACAUGUUGAUUUUUACGGUCCACCCAUAGGUAUCUGCAGUUCUAAGUCCACAGAGUGCGACGCUCAAUACCGCAUUCUUGACCAGCAGCCCAUGGACCGUAUGGCUUAUGCCGAAGCAUUGAACGUUCACGAGGCCAAGACGAUCGCGAAGUCGUACGCAGAUGCUAUCGAAGAUGAUGUGAAAUAUCUUCACCGCAUGGUUGCCGCUCAUGGUAACAUGAUCAUCAAUCGCUGGAGAAAGAAGUCUCGCGACAAACGCACCAAAACCUUACAGACAGCUUUUUUUCGCAUAUUCCCUACAAAGUGGAACUUCGUCCACGACCACUACGAUCAUGCAGAUAUCACCUGGCAACCGAUGCGAGAGUUCCGAGAGGCUCUGUUGGUUCCUUGGCUUAAUCUUGAAACAUUGAGAGACGAUUCAUACAAGUUAUUGGCACUUUUGCACGCGCGCACAAAAUAUUCUCCCGAACAAUGGGUUGCAUUCGAUAACCAUUCAAUGACAACAAGCUGGGUGACCGGAGCACUUCGCACGGAGUAUGCAGAUUGCUGUGUGGUCAUUUAUGGAUCAAAUUACGGUGAUAUUACACCAUGGAAUACCACGAAGGUCCAUCAAAUGGACAUCAUCAGCUUUCCUCGUGGAAGACUAAUUCUAGAGGUCCAGUCCAUUAUACUCAAAACACUCCGAGGUACAGUCGAAGAUCUUCUUCUAGGUGCUGAUACAGAAAGCUCCUCAAGCAAAUGGCACAUGCUUGUCGACAGUGAUUUUCGUGGCGCUUCCAGCUCUAUCGCGUGGUCUAACUUCAGUGAUCAAACUUUCAUGGCGCCUAUCUUCGAUCUUGAUCGACUUCUCAAUAUUUCAAAAGCAGCUUUCCAUGAGGCUGAAGAUCAUCUGUGGGUUCUUCAAACCGAUCCAGUUUAUUUGCAAUAUCUUGCUAAAUUGGCGAGACAAGGAUGGCUAUCUAAGGGCACUGGUGAUAGAUUUCUUCCCCACUCUUCUUGGAUGCUAUGUUACAAAGCAUUCACCACCGUGCAGAGAUGGUCGUUCCGGGAUAACAUCAACUGUGGUGAAGACUUGCCAAGGAAAUACAGCAUGGCUCUUGCUUGCCUAGAGUUAUUGUUGAUCAAUCUUCUACUUCAACGACUUAAAAAGCUCGGCGACUGUCUCCCGAGUUUCAGAAGAUUUUCUGAAGAUUACAAGAUUCUUGAUACAGGCAAUGCUGUCCGUGCUAAAUUGAACACUGAUAAAUUUCCCACAAGCAAAGCAAUGUUCUACGGUGAUCAUCUUCACUGGUGCAUAGUUCAGAUAACUGCAGAUCCUGAAGAACCGAAUAAUUAUGACGCUUCGAUGUUACUCGGAUUUUUAACUGAUUGGCUAAAUAAGGACACGACAACGGCGCAGGACAAACAACGACUUGAACCACAGAUACUCGAGAUAUUAUACGAAUUCGCAACUACCUACGAGUUACUCGCCGCAGUAAGACAACACAGACCUCUAUUUAAAGCUACAGACAUAGACACCGCUCGGAUAGAAGGCCGAGGGCGCUUAGCUUGGAGAGGGGUCCCAGACGAAGAAAGAUCACAAGGAACCGAGCGUUUAGCAGAGCUUCUCAAGAUUAUUGAAUUGACACCGUUUCCCAAAGGUAAAAAAGAUGGAGCUUGGUUAAGUAAAGCAGAUGAGGCCAGAGAUAACACGUCAGACUUGUGGGCCCACGUGCGAACAAUUCAUGCUAGCAUACUCAAGAAACAUAAGUUCUCGACCGAAAAGGACUACGAACACGACAUGACUAUGUUGUCCUACGACAGGGCUCCAGAGCAUCUUCUCGCGCUAAAACUACAAAGAGAAAGUAUUCUUCAAUCCAAAAAGCCAGUACAACAACCGACCACCGUCGAUACCAACUGGGAUUUGACUUAUGCUAUCGAAGAUCUUUCAACCUCGAACGUUUCUAACCGUUCGAAGGAGAAGACGAAGACGAGACCUGAGCAGCAGACUUCCAGUCAAUCAGAAGCUCCCGGUGUGGAAAGCGAAGAUGAUCCUUCUCGAGAAAAUCCACACAAAACCGUUCAUAUCAAGUCGCUGAAUCUACCAAUUCUUUCGCGUAUGUUCCCCAAUACGGUUGAAGAGUACGCUGCCAAGCCAUUGGAUUGGAGAACUUUUGUUUCAGCCAUGGACGACGCCGGAUUUGCAGCAAUGGAGUCUGGCGGCUCUUGUGUUACAUUUCUUAAUACUGUUGAUGGUGGUAGGAUAGUGUUCCACAAGCCACAUCCCACUGCGAAGAUUGAACAAUCUAUGUUGCAGGCGUGGGGAAAACGAUUAGGCCGCAGCAAAAUGCGUAUUCCAUUGCCUGAAUAG